Chaetomium globosum CBS 148.51 is the source of this 1458-nucleotide messenger RNA. RefSeq lists its product as uncharacterized. Gene Ontology annotation, biological process: cellulose catabolic process. The transcript has 4 exons. Lineage: Eukaryota; Fungi; Ascomycota; Sordariomycetes; Sordariales; Chaetomiaceae. Bases 1 to 1458 code for a protein of 485 amino acids. Gene Ontology annotation, cellular component: extracellular region. The record is from RefSeq and is a predicted model, not a curated record. Gene Ontology annotation, molecular function: cellulose binding; hydrolase activity, hydrolyzing O-glycosyl compounds.
AUGGCCGCUAAGCUCUUCCUCGCUGCCGCUCUCGCGGCGACUGCCCUGGCUGCCCCUGUCGUCGAGGAGCGCCAGAACUGCGCUACCCUCUGGGGCCAGUGUGGCGGUAAUGGAUGGAACGGCGCAACUUGCUGCGCUUCCGGGUCGACUUGCACCAAGCAGAACGACUGGUACUCCCAGUGCCUCCCGGGUGGCGCGGUGACGACUCCUGGUACUACCACCAAGCCGACUAGCACCAGCACCAGCACCAGCACCAGCAGCCGCAGCACCAGCACCUCCCAGGGCGGUGGCGUUUCUUCUUCCACCAGCAGCCCUCCGGUGGUUACCAACCCCCCCACUAGCAUCCCCGGCGGUGCCUCGUCGACGGCGAGCUACACUGGCAACCCCUUCUCGGGUGUUCAGAUGUGGGCCAACGACUACUACAGGUCCGAGGUCCACACCCUCGCCAUGCCUAGCCUGACCGGCGCCAUGGCCACCAAGGCUGCCAAGGUUGCCGAGGUCCCCAGCUACCAGUGGAUGGAUCGCAACGUCACUGUCGACACUUUGUUCUCUGGAACCCUGGCGCAGAUUCGUGCUGCCAACCAGGCCGGUGCCAGCCCGCCGUAUGCUGGUAUCUUCGUGGUCUACGAUCUCCCGGAUCGUGACUGCGCCGCUGCCGCCUCCAACGGCGAGUGGUCGAUCGCCAACGGCGGUGCCGCCAACUACAAGGCCUACAUCAAGCGGAUCCGUGAGCUGAUCAUCCAGUACUCGGACAUCCGCAUGCUCCUGGUCAUCGAGCCCGAUUCGCUUGCCAACAUGGUCACCAACAUGGGCGUUGCCAAGUGCGCCGGCGCUGCCUCGACCUACAAGGAGCUGACCAUCCACGCUCUCAAGGAGCUGAACCUGCCCAACGUCGCCAUGUACCUUGACGCCGGCCACGCCGGCUGGCUCGGUUGGCCCGCCAACAUCCAGCCCGCUGCUGACCUGUUCGCCACUCUCUACAAGGACGCUGGCAGGCCCGCUGCCGUCCGUGGUCUGGCCACCAACGUUGCCAACUACAACGCCUGGAGUGUCUCCUCGGCCCCGGCCUACACCUCGCCCAACCCCAACUACGAUGAGAAGCACUACGUCGAGGCCUUCAGCCCGCUCCUCACCGCCGCCGGCUUCCCCGCUCACUUCAUCACCGAUACUGGCCGCAGCGGCAAGCAGCCCACUGGCCAACUCGAGUGGGGCCACUGGUGCAACGCCGUCGGCACUGGCUUCGGCCAGCGCCCCUCGGCCAACACCGGCCACGACCUGCUCGACGCUUUCGUCUGGAUCAAGCCCGGCGGUGAGUGCGACGGCACCAGCGACACCACCGCUGCCCGCUACGACCACAACUGCGGUCUGGCCGAUGCCCUCAAGCCCGCCCCCGAGGCCGGCCAGUGGUUCCAGGCCUACUUCGAGCAGCUGCUCACCAACGCCAACCCUCCCUUCUAA